CUCCUCCUCACAGUCCCUGCUCCGGCGCGCCUCCUCUCAGAGCGGGCGCUCAAAUUUGUUAAAAAUAAGGAAUACAGGCAACAUGUUCUACACCCAUGUGCUUAUGAGUAAACGGGGCCCACUGGCCAAAAUAUGGCUUGCAGCUCACUGGGAGAAGAAACUUACAAAGGCCCAUGUAUUUGAAUGUAAUCUAGAGAUAACCAUUGAAAAAAUUCUUUCACCUAAGGUGAAAAUUGCACUUCGAACUUCAGGACACCUUCUUUUGGGAGUUGUUCGAAUCUAUAAUAGGAAGGCAAAAUAUCUUUUGGCAGAUUGCAGUGAAGCAUUUCUUAAAAUGAAGAUGACGUUUCGCCCAGGACUGGUUGACCUCCCAAAAGAAAAUUUUGAAGCAGCUUACAACACUAUCACGUUACCAGAAGAAUUUCAUGAUUUUGACACCCAUAAUAUGAACGCAAUUGAUGUUUCAGAACACUUUACUCAAAACCAAAGUAGACCCGAAGAAAUUACACUUAGAGAAGAUUAUGGCAAUGAUCUACUUUUUCAAGCAGGGAGUUUUGGGGAAGAAUCUGAAAUUCUCAGGAGACAUAGCUUCUUUGAUGACAACAUAUUACUGAACUCCAGUGGUCCUUUAGUUGAACAUAGUUCUGGAAGCCUUAUUGGAGAAAAAUCUUUGUUCUAUGACAGUGGAGAUGGAUUUGGAGAUGAAGGAGCUGCAGGAGAAAUGAUUGACAAUCUGUUGCAGGAUGAUGAAAAUAUCCUGUUAGAAGACAUGCCUUUGAACAGAGAAGUCUCCCUGCCUCCUGAGCCUCCCCAUGCUACAGUGGUAGAACCAGAUAAUCCAGAUGACAUGUGUCUACCUGAAAAUGAAAAAAUGGAUGAAACAACAUUAUUAUCAAAUGAAGAAGAAGGAUUUACUCUUGAUCCAAUUGAUAUUUCAGAUAUUGCUGAGAAAAGGAAAAGCAAAAAGAGAAAACUGCUCAUAGAUCCAGUCAAGGAGAUCAGUAGCAAAACUAUGCAUAAACAGCUUACUUCCUUUAUGGAUACACUCAUGGUCUUGGAACUUGCACCUCCUACCCAGAGAUUAAUGAUGUGGAAGAAGAGGGGAGGAGUGGAUACACUGCUGUCAACUGCAGCCCAGGAUUUGAUUCAUGCUGAGCUGAAAAUGUUGUUUACAAAGUGCUUUCUGUCCUCUGGCUUUAAACUUGGAAGAAAAUUGAUACAGAAGGAGUCAGUAAGGGGAGAUGUGGGAAACCAAAACACAGUAGAGGUCUCCAUGAUGGAAGAACCAAAUUCCCAGAAAGAGUUAAUCCAACCCCAAACUUGGAAGGAUGUGAUUGGUGAAUCUAAGGGUAACUCUCACGAGGACACCAAUAAAAAUAUUAACUCUGAGCAGGAUCUUAUGGAAAUGAUUUCUUCAAAUGCUGAGGAAUCACCUUUGAUGACUGCUUUCUUGACCCAAGAAACUUUUCCAGUUGAAUUGGAGUCAUUGGGGAAUGAACAAAACAUUGAAGCAGAGAGAUGGAACAGAAGAUUACUGCAGAUGUUAAAUAGUUUACGGGAAUCCAACAAGAUGGGAAUGCAGUCCUUCAGUCUGAUGAAGCUGUGCAGAAACAGUGAUCGGAAACGAACAGCUGCCAAGUUUUAUGGCUUUCUCGUUCUGAAAAAGCAGCAGGCUAUUGAGCUGAACCAGAGUGCUCCCUAUGCAGACAUCAUAGCCACAGUAGGACCCAUGUUCCAUAAGUUGUGAAGGAGUCCAGACUAUGCGGGUCUACAUCACCACUGGCAUUUCUGUAUAGAUCGUUCAGUUCAACGCAAAGCCGCCUGGAAGCAGCCAAAGUUCUGACCUUUCAUAGCCUAGAUUCCUGCUUCCGUUCCCUCUCUAGGAUUCAGAUCCUGUUCCCUCUCUGUAAAUUCAACAUAAUCAUAGCCAGAAUUGGAAAACUAGAUGCUUACAGAAAUACUUCAUUAUAACUAUUUUUUUAACUUAGCUGAUUUAUCAUUUCCUUGAUUUGAAUGUUGUAUUUAGGGUACAUUUAGAUUACAGUCUUUAAAUACUAUAUGCCUUCAAGAAACAUUCAAGGAUAUUUUUUCAAAUGAUAUUUUACAUCGGAUUAUUGACAUGAAUUUUGUGGGAUUAAUGAAUAAUUACUACUUUCUUAUUUCUACACAGACAGUAAUUUAUUUAAUUCUAAUGCAUAUCAUCCUUGAUAUGACCUCAUGCCAUAGUUUUUAAUCUGAUAACUUAACUGAAGAAUUGUAAAAUUCAUCUUUGUUUUAAACUUACAGGUCAUUUAACUUUUUUAUUUAUUACUUCAUUAUUAUUAUAACUACCACUAAUGUCUCAGCCAAACGAAAUCUGCUUUUUAUGUUAAAAAAAUCAACAGGGCUGGGUUUGUGGCUCAGUGGUAGAGCGCUUGCCCAGCAUGUGUGAGGCACUGGGUUCGAUCUUAGGUACCGCAUAAAAAUAAACAAAAUAAAGGUAUUGUGUCCAACUACAACUAAAAAUAUUUUAAAAAAAUCAGCAGGUACUUGUUCAGCAUGUUGUCUGCAGCUAAAAUUUGAGUAAAGAUCACUAAAAUAAUUGUUCUUAACUUGGUGCUUACAUUUUUUACAUUAAAACAAUUUUUUUUUCUUAAAGUUUGAGUUAGGAGAUUUUGUAUUAUGCCCUAUGAACCCCAUAGGUCACUGUAAAAAUGAAGCCUAUAGUACUCUUUAAAAUAUUGUAUCUGGAAUUAUGCUACAAACGACUAAAUUCUGAAAAGUCUCUGAGUGAAUUAGCCAUAAGGUAUAAAUGUUGAAUUUGCUUUUAUAACUUUUAUUUUUUUAAAUUAACAUGGAGAAAAAUUGACUUCUUAUUUUUGGUGCACAGUUCUGUACAUUUUGAUAGCUAGACAAACGGAUGGAUUCCUGUAACCAUCAUCACGAUCAGGAGAAAACAGUAACAUCACCCUAGAAGACGCCCUUGAAUUCUCCCUUUGUAGUUACACCCUUCCUGCAUUCUAAUGUCUGGCAACCACUCUUCGGCAUGACUACACUUUUGU
Molecule: messenger RNA, 3041 nt
Organism: Sciurus carolinensis (gray squirrel)
Lineage: Eukaryota; Metazoa; Chordata; Mammalia; Rodentia; Sciuridae
Gene: Rad21l1
Product: RAD21 cohesin complex component like 1
Exons: 14
Coding region: 83-1747 (554 amino acids)
Biological process (GO): mitotic sister chromatid cohesion; replication-born double-strand break repair via sister chromatid exchange; synaptonemal complex assembly
Cellular component (GO): synaptonemal complex; cohesin complex
Molecular function (GO): chromatin binding; protein binding
Source: RefSeq, a predicted model, not a curated record